This is a messenger RNA of Actinia tenebrosa (Australian red waratah sea anemone), 2095 nucleotides long. RefSeq names its product extracellular signal-regulated kinase 2. The record is from RefSeq and is a predicted model, not a curated record. Gene Ontology annotation, molecular function: MAP kinase activity; ATP binding. Gene Ontology annotation, biological process: protein phosphorylation. Lineage: Eukaryota; Metazoa; Cnidaria; Anthozoa; Actiniaria; Actiniidae.
GAGAGAUCAGAGUCCGAUUUGAAAGCACUGAAAAGGGACCAGUGAUUGUCUAUAUUUUUUUGAUCCAAUUCUGUAUUAUGAGUACCGAUAUAGACAGUCACAUUACCAAGAAAUAUGAAAUUAAGAAACGACUGGGAAAAGGAGCAUAUGGAAUCGUCUGGAAAGCUGUAGAUCGCAAAACUGGCGAAGUUGUCGCCGUUAAGAAGAUUUUUGAUGCAUUUAGGAAUCAAACAGACGCACAGAGAACUUUUCGAGAAAUCUGUUUCCUUCAGGAAUUUGGCGACCACGAAAAUGUAGUCAAACUUAUGAAUGUCAUCAAAGCUGAUAAUGACAAAGACAUUUAUCUGGUUUUUGAAUAUAUGGACACUGAUUUACAUAAUGUGAUAAAGAAAGGAAACAUACUUAAAGAUAUCCACAAGCGAUAUAUAAUGUAUCAGCUUCUCAAAGCAAUUAAAUUUCUUCAUUCUGGGAAUGUUAUUCAUAGAGAUAUGAAGCCAAGUAAUCUACUUCUAGAUGCUGAAUGUUUUGUUAAGAUUUGUGAUUUUGGACUAGCACGUUCUGUUACAAAUGUAACUCAAGAACAAGGAGAUCCCAGUUUGACUGACUAUGUUGCAACCAGAUGGUAUCGCGCACCUGAAAUACUCUUAGCUUCUACUAGAUAUACUAAAGGAGUAGACAUGUGGUCAAUAGGAUGCAUUUUAGGAGAAUUAUUGCUUGGAAAACCAUUAUUCCCUGGAAGUUCUACCUUAAACCAGAUCGAGAGGAUUAUGGCAUCAAUUUCACCCCCAACAAGACAAGAUGUGGAUAGUAUCAAGUCCCAUUACAGUUCUUCUAUCUUAGACCGAAUGRCUUGUAAGCCAAAGAAGAGUUUAGAAGACUUGCUUCCAACAACUCCUCCAGAUGCAAUCGAUCUUCUUAAACGUUUGUUACAUUUCAAUCCAGACAAACGAUUGACAGCAGAACAAGCUCUGUCUCAUCCUUAUGUAGCUAAAUUUCAUAACCCAGAUGAGGAACCAUCACUUGAUUAUGACAUUGUUCCCCCAUUGGAUGAUGAUGUGCAACUCAGUGUUGAGGAAUACAGAAUUAAGCUUUAUGAGAGCAUUGUGCAGAAAAAGACAAACAUUAGAAGACAAAGAAGAGAAUUGCUUCAGAAGGAGUUGAAAGAACAAAGACAGGUAACUCAAGCUGCAGCAAAUGCUGCCAAGUCACAAAAAGAACAAGCACCCUGUAGAGCGAGUGAACCACUUAAACCAGUAGAGAACCAAGCCGCAAACAUUGCAGCUGCUCACAAUAAUACAGAUGUAAGUAGUCAAGCAAUGAAGUCACCACCAGCUAAACAAGAACCUAGUAAAAUAGUUGCAUUUGGUAGAACUACGUCUACAACACCCCCAAGAGCAACAUCAAGGAAUCUACAUGUUAGAAGAUACAGCCUUGAAAAUGAUAAUGUAAUGUCUGGUUCUAAGCCUCAAGCAGCAGGAAGGUCUAGACCAAUCUCAGCACAGAUUAAGCCGAGGAAUACUAUAAUUACAAGAGCAAGCAGCACUGAUGGCCUUCACAUUACCAGUGCUCGCUUGAUUCCUGCACAAAGACCAUCUUCAGCCAAACCACCCUACAGACCAACAAGAAAACAAGUCCAAAACCCAAUCCAACAAUCAACAUUUGGAAGCUACACUCAAACACAUGGUGUUAUUUCAAAAAGUUCUUUGCAUGCUUUGCAUUCAAGGAUAUUUUAAAUGUUUUAUAAUUAUUGAUAAAUUAAAUAUUGGUAGUUAGGAAAUUAUUUAAAGUAUUCCAUGGCUAGGUAUUCAGCUUUGGUGAUUUUAUUUUGGAGCAGCGGCAAGUUCAGAAGUAAGGACAGUCCCAAGGCAAUGGCCAUUUAUGACUGCACCUCGAAUUGCUGCUGAGUAUACUAUAAAUAUACAAAACUUUUAUCAAACUAAUUAGCUUGUACUAUUUAAUUUUCUAUCAAGGAAAUGUUCCUAUCAUGAGAAAAAAAAUGCUGUACAGGGUACAAUAUUAUAUAGAUUAGAGACAAACUUUUGUAUUAUAAAUAUGUUUUAAAUAUACAUCAAUAAAACCUAGUCUUCAAGUACAA